GGGGGGGGGCACGUGUCCCUGUGCACAGGCUCUGCCAGGGCCGUGGUUGCUAGUCGAGGGGAGGACACGACUGUUAAUUUACUGAUUUGGGGUCAGUGGAGCGUUUCUCCUGGCUCCUCCCGCGGACACGGGGAGGGCGGGAAGGGGCGUGUGGCUGCCAGCAGGGCCUCCGCUGACUUCCAUCCUGGCCCCUCCUGCGUGCGGUCGUCUGUGGGAAACGGCAGAGGACACGCUGACUUCCCGUGGUGCCCUCCCCUGGAGUCAGGAGGCUCGUGGGCCGGCGCUGACCUGGUCAGAUCCGAGACGCCAGGGCUGUUUCACUUGGGACGUGGCCGGUGCCUGCCUGCCUGUGGCCCUGGGCGGAGGCGUUUCGGUCCCAGGCCGGCCUGACUCUGCCCUGCUUCCUCCCUUAGGCGCCUCAGCCUCCCGGCACCGCGUCCUCCGAGCCCGGCGACCAGGACAGCAGGAGCUCGUCUCUGCAGGCUCCCUUCUCUGCGGGAUGGAGCUGCAUUCCCCUGCACGGUGUGAGCCCAGAAGUGAGCGAGCUGCUGAUGGAGGCGCAGCUGCUCCAGGUAACCCUUCCUGAGACCCAGGAGCUUUACCAGACGUUGCUCGCGAAGCCCAGCCCUGCCCAGCAGACGGGCCGCAGCUCCCCAGGCAGACCCGGCGGCAAGAAGAGCGACUGCUGCCGGGCGAAGCGAGAGGGAAGCGGCAGCCUGGAGAGGAAGCUGAAGCGCCGCCCCGAGAGAGAUGGCCUCGCCGGCGAGUGCUGGGGCCGGGUGCGGAAAGUGUGGGCCCCCGGGAGGAAGAGGAUCAGACUGGGGCCCCCCCAGGACACGGACGCUUUCCAGUUAGAGAGCGAGCGUGGCUACACGCCCGUCCGCUCCGCCGACACCCACUCCCUGCCCUCGGACACCUCCUCCUCGGAGCAGGAGGACCCUGAGGACGAAGACGCCAUCUGCCCGGCUGGGAGCUGCCUGCAGCCGGAGGGAGACGAGGUGGACUGGGUCCAGUGUGAUGGCAGCUGCAACCAGUGGUUCCAUCAGGUCUGUGUUGGCGUCUCCCCGGAGACGGCGGCGAAGGAGGACUACGUCUGUGCGCGCUGCGCGGGGACGGCCGCGCCGAGCCGGAAAUAAGCCCGCCCCUUGUGUCGUUCAGGACUCACCGGGAGGGACCGCAAAGCCACAGGACUGGGUCAGACCAGCCUGUACUCGGUGCUAUUUCUAUUCCGAAUGGAUCGUUUUCCAGAACUCUUUGGAAAAAAGAAAAAAAAACAACUAAAAAAUUUUUUGACACCUUUUGUAUUUUUUCCUUAAGAGCUGUUUGUGGUUGUGGGGUGACAUGCUGGUGUGUGGCGGGUUCCCACCCACCGAAGGCUCUGGCGCUCGCCCCUUCGCACGCACAGCUCCCCACGCGCCGCCGGAUCCCCGCCGCGAGCCCAGCUCCGUCUCGUGCCCAGAGGCACAGAAAUUCCAGUAAAUCCUCGUGGGAGGAGUUCUCCGUUUACUGUUACCAUAUUGGGAACUUGAGUUUCACUUUGGGGUUUUGUUUGUUUCUUUAUCCGCUUUUCUUUUCCUCGUAGACUAGGUUUAUUUAUCUGAGCAAUAACUUCCAUGUUGUUUCAGUGGCUGGAAUUAAAACAAAACUUCCGAA
Myotis brandtii (Brandt's bat) is the source of this 1653-nucleotide messenger RNA. Its product is annotated as lysine-specific demethylase 5B. Gene Ontology annotation, biological process: regulation of gene expression. The transcript has 2 exons. Bases 552 to 1136 code for a protein of 194 amino acids. The record is from RefSeq and is a predicted model, not a curated record. Gene Ontology annotation, cellular component: nucleus. Lineage: Eukaryota; Metazoa; Chordata; Mammalia; Chiroptera; Vespertilionidae.